Molecule: messenger RNA, 307 nt
Organism: Cuscuta epithymum
Lineage: Eukaryota; Viridiplantae; Streptophyta; Magnoliopsida; Solanales; Convolvulaceae
Source: the annotation of a GenBank genome assembly
GAGGAUCCCGGUGUUUCACUUUCUCAGCCAAGGGAGGAUUGGCCGCAUGUAACGAAGUAUAGAGGUCUGGUCUCUGCGCAAGAGCAUCGUGUUGAGAUAAUUGAGGAUCCCUGCAAGUCUCACCAGGAUCCCGAUGCUACGCCAGACAUAUCGCCACAGCAGCAGCAGAAUCCCUCCAGCCAACACGAUGAUCAAACACCCGAUGAACUUGAAGAAAUUCUUGUUUAUGACAAAUGGCCCCGCCAGUGGACAGAAUGGGAUGAUCUUAGAGUGGAGGCGGAGCAGUACGAAAUGUGUCGAAGUUGGC